Molecule: messenger RNA, 1375 nt
Organism: Lentinula edodes (shiitake mushroom)
Lineage: Eukaryota; Fungi; Basidiomycota; Agaricomycetes; Agaricales; Omphalotaceae
Product: ribosomal L28e protein family-domain-containing protein
Exons: 7
Coding region: 26-1003 (325 amino acids)
Biological process (GO): maturation of LSU-rRNA; maturation of 5.8S rRNA
Cellular component (GO): nucleolus; preribosome, large subunit precursor
Source: RefSeq, a predicted model, not a curated record
AAAUCCAGUUCUCUUCUUGUUCAUCAUGCAAAGCGACGAUGUGAUUUGGUCUGUGAUAAAUCACCAGUUCUGCUCUUACAAAGUCAAAACUGCCACCCAAAAUUUCUGUCGCAAUGAAUACAAUGUAACGGGCCUUUGCAAUCGACAGUCAUGUCCAUUAGCCAACUCCAGAUAUGCGACUAUCAGGGAACACGAAGGCAUAUUAUAUCUAUAUGUCAAGACCAUCGAACGAGCACAUUCCCCUGCACACAUGUGGGAGAAGAUAACAUUAUCAAAUAACUAUUCAAAGGCUUUAGAACAGAUUGACAACGAAUUAAUACAUUGGCCGAAUUUCAUGAUCCACAAAUGCAAGCAAAGGGUCACCAAAAUCACUCAAUAUCUUAUCAAGAUGCGUCGUCUACAACUACGGCAAGAGCCCAAACUUGUGGGAGUGAAGAAAAAACUGGACAGACGGGAGACUGUCCGAGAACGAAAAGCUCUUUCUGCUGCUCACCUCGAAAAAUCGAUCGAGAAAGAGCUCAUUGAGCGACUCAAAUCAAAAGCGUACGGUGACGCGCCUCUCAACGUUAAUGAGAGUGUAUGGCAAGCAUUUUUGGAUCGUGAGAAGGGCGACAAAGGAAAGGGCGUAGCUAAUGAGCUUGAGGAUAUGGUCGAUGACGAAACAGAUGAAGAGUUAGAGGAAGAACUUGAGGAAGAGAUGGACGAUUGGGGUUCCAGAGAGUUUGUGAGCGAUAUAAGUGGGGACGAGGAUGACGAUGAAGACGGUUUAAGUGAUCUGGAAGACGUUGUGGAUCAGGGAUCAGGGAGCGAUGAAGAUGUUGAAGAUGGCGAUUCGAAUGAAGAAAACUCUAAACCAAAACCAUCGACGCUGGGGAAGAGGAAAGCCCCAGCUCCAAAAGCACCCAAAAAACGUCCAGAAAAGCGACCAAAGAAAGGGCCACGGGUGGAAGUGGAAUACGAACAGGAAGUGGAGAGCGUACCACUUUCGCUCGCAAAUUGGUAGCUAUGUAUCGUCAGCUUCGUUAUAUACCUGGUACCUGUGCCCUGCCCGAUUCGGUAUUGCAGUGUAGAAGAAUUCAUUCGUCUUCGAAUAUGCAAUAUCGAGCUACUCAGUGUGUUUUCGGCCCUGCAUCUUUCGUUUCAAAUAUGGCGCAACUUCCAUUGUUGUUUCUCAAUAUGCCUCUCGAUUGGUCAAUUAUAGAUUCGAACAGGGUAACCCAUCGAAGUUGACGUUGAUAGUCGCACUGAAAGACAGAAAUGACAGUGACCAUGGUUGUAGGAACUUGCUUUUAUUGGCGCUCAAUAAUUGACUUCCUUUUUCAGCAACGGGUACGUUUACUCAAAUCACCGAUUCAGUUAUACAUCAAAAUCAACG